This is a messenger RNA of Mus musculus (house mouse), 1198 nucleotides long. RefSeq names its product DnaJ heat shock protein family (Hsp40) member C24 (gene Dnajc24). The record is from RefSeq and is marked validated. Bases 496 to 942 code for a protein of 148 amino acids. Gene Ontology annotation, biological process: protein histidyl modification to diphthamide. Gene Ontology annotation, molecular function: ATPase activator activity; ferrous iron binding; zinc ion binding. The transcript is spliced from 5 exons. Gene Ontology annotation, cellular component: cytoskeleton. NCBI's taxonomy places the organism in Eukaryota, Metazoa, Chordata, Mammalia, Rodentia, Muridae.
UUGCUCAAGGUAAAGUAAGAGGAACCUAGGAUGAAGGUGCACCUUAGGAGAUGUAGAGGGAUGCAACAAUCGUGGUGUCGGGGCAAAGGAAGAAUUAGAGCAAAUUGAGGAAAGGCAUUUCUCUGCGUACCUCUCACUGUUGACAAAACCUCAGAAAUCCCGACGCGUUACCAUAGCGGCCGCGUCUGGACUGGAGGCGGGGCCUUUCAGUAAUGUGCACCAACAACUAGGGCGCGACUGGAAACGUACUCCCGCUGUACUCCAACUUCCGGCGGAAAAGAAAGUGGGUUCCGCUUUCCGUCCGGCUGCCGCAGCAAGUGGACUCCUGCUCCAAAGUGAAGCGCCAUAAGUCUGACGCUGUGUGGAGCCAGGGGAAGGCAUCAGCAGGGACAGCCUCGGUGGGGCGGACGCCUGCCUGUGGACGCCGCGUGUCCGCCAAGCUGCGGCUGCUUCAGGGUCAUCAGAGAAGGCUCCCUUCUAGGUCAAAGGACGCUGAUGGCUUUGGAGCAGACACUCAAAAAGGAUUGGUACAGCAUUCUGGGUGCAGACCCAUCUGCAAAUAUGUCAGACCUAAAACAAAAAUAUCAGAAACUCAUAUUACUGUAUCAUCCAGAUAAACAAAGUGCAGAUGUGCCAGCUGGAACCAUGGAGGAGUGUAUGCAGAAGUUUAUUGAAAUUGAUCAGGCAUGGAAAAUUCUAGGGAAUGAAGAAACCAAGAAAAAGUAUGACCUGCAGCGGCAUGAAGAUGAGCUAAGAAAUGUGGGGCCAGUAGAUGCACAGGUGCGCCUUGAAGAGAUGUCCUGGAACCAAGGUGAUGAAUCUUUCUUUCUGAGCUGUCGAUGUGGUGGGAAAUACACUGUCUCCAAGGAUGAAGCACAAGAAGCCACCCUCAUCUCCUGUGACGCGUGCUCGCUGAUUGUGGAGCUCCUCCAUCAGAGCUGAGCUGCGUCUUCUGCCCUCGGUCCUUUACAACAAGGACACAGAUGCUUUCUUGUUAUUCAAGAUGGUCUUCAAGCAAAACCACUUAAGAUUAACAAAUUAAUUCAGUUUUUUAUAUGUAUCUAAAAUGUAAAUUAUAGGAUAUUACAAGAAGGACUUGAAUAAUAUUUUUGCACUUUUAGCUAACAACUUUUGUUUUCUCUUUGGUACAAACUAAUGAUUUCCUUUUUGAAGUAUAAAUAUCUUUUUCAAAAAUCAG